Molecule: messenger RNA, 240 nt
Organism: Penicillium verhagenii
Lineage: Eukaryota; Fungi; Ascomycota; Eurotiomycetes; Eurotiales; Aspergillaceae
Exons: 2
Coding region: 1-240 (79 amino acids)
Source: RefSeq, a predicted model, not a curated record
AUGACAAAUAUCUUCCAGAAGGGGAGAAGAAGCCUCCGAUUCCGCCUUAAUCAUUGGCAUCUUUAUGUUGCAGGAACAGCCCCUGAGAUCCAACCUGAGCUUCUUAUUAAGAACCCGCUGCUAAUUACUCGCCGUGGUAGGCCUUCAGAGCCUAGUCGUGCUGAAUUACAGGAGUUCUCCCAGUCUCAAAGCCUACUUACACAGGAACAGCCUCAGGAGACUACACUUGACAUUGUAUAA